This is a messenger RNA of Galeopterus variegatus (Sunda flying lemur), 4064 nucleotides long. RefSeq names its product plexin A2 (gene PLXNA2). The record is from RefSeq and is a predicted model, not a curated record. Gene Ontology annotation, molecular function: semaphorin receptor activity. Gene Ontology annotation, biological process: regulation of GTPase activity; negative regulation of cell adhesion; regulation of cell migration. The transcript is spliced from 23 exons. Bases 1 to 3615 code for a protein of 1204 amino acids. Gene Ontology annotation, cellular component: semaphorin receptor complex. NCBI's taxonomy places the organism in Eukaryota, Metazoa, Chordata, Mammalia, Dermoptera, Cynocephalidae.
AUGGAGCCUCUUUGCUUGCUCCCCCAGGACUGUCCCCAGCUGGUGCCCACAGAGGAGAUCCUGAUUCCAGUCGGGGAGGUGAAACCAAUCACCCUUAAGGCUCGAAACCUGCCGCAGCCACAGUCCGGCCAGCGAGGCUAUGAGUGCGUCCUCAACAUCCAGGGUGCCAUCCACCGGGUCCCCGCCCUGCGCUUCAACAGCUCCAGCGUCCAGUGCCAGAACAGUUCGUACCAGUAUGACGGGAUGGACAUCAGCAACCUGGCCGUGGACUUCGCCGUGGUGUGGAAUGGCAAUUUCAUCAUUGACAACCCUCAGGACCUGAAAGUCCAUCUCUACAAGUGCGCAGCCCAGCGGGAGAGCUGUGGCCUCUGCCUCAAGGCCGACCGGAAGUUUGAGUGUGGCUGGUGCAGGGGCGAGCGCCGAUGCACCCUCCACCAGCACUGUGCCAGCCCCUCCAGCCCCUGGCUCGACUGGUCCAGCCACAAUGUCAAGUGCUCCAACCCCCAAAUCACCGAGAUUUUGACGGUGUCUGGACCGCCUGAAGGAGGGACUCGAGUGACCAUCCUUGGUGUGAACCUGGGCCUGGACUUCUCCGAGAUCGCCCAGCACGUGCAGGUGGCUGGGGUGCCUUGCACACCCCUCCCAGGGGAAUACAUCAUCGCUGAGCAGAUUGUCUGCGAGAUGGGCCAUGCACUCGUGGGAACCACCUCUGGGCCUGUGCGUCUGUGCAUUGGCGAGUGUAAGCCCGAGUUCAUGACCAAGUCCCAUCAACAGUACACCUUUGUGAACCCUUCUGUUCUGUCACUCAACCCCAUCCGAGGGCCAGAGUCAGGAGGCACCAUGGUGACCAUCACGGGACAUUACCUAGGGGCUGGGAGCAACGUGGCAGUAUACCUGGGCAACCAGACCUGCGAGUUCUAUGGGAGGUCAAUGAAUGAGAUCGUGUGUGUCUCCCCCCCAUCAUCCAAUGGGCUGGGCCCAGUCCCUAUUUCCGUGAGUGUAGACCGAGCCCGUGUGGAUAACAGCCUGCAGUUCGAGUACAUAGACGACCCUCGGGUCCAGCAUAUUGAGCCUGAGUGGAGCAUUGCCAGCGGUCACACACCCCUGACCAUCACAGGCUUCAACCUGGAUGUCAUUCAGGAGCCAAGGAUCCGAGUCAAGUUUAAUGGCAAAGAAUCUGUCAACGUGUGUAAAGUUGUCAACACAACCACACUGACCUGCCUGGCGCCCUCUCUGACCACGGAAUACCGGCCCGGCCUGGACGCUGUGGAACGGCCAGACGAGUUCGGAUUUGUCUUUAACAACGUCCAAUCCUUGCUGAUUUACAACGACACCAAGUUCAUCUACUAUCCCAACCCGACUUUUGAACUGCUCAGCCCUACUGGCGUCUUGGAUCAAAAGCCAGGGUCCCCCAUUAUUCUGAAGGGCAAAAACCUCUGCCCUCCUGCCUCUGGAGGGGCCAAACUCAACUACACGGUGCUGAUUGGAGAGACCCCCUGCGCCGUCACGGUGUCUGAGACGCAGCUCCUCUGCGAGCCCCCCAACCUCACGGGCCAGCACAAGGUCAUGGUUCACGUGGGCGGGAUGGUGUUCUCGCCUGGCUCGGUGAGUGUCAUCUCAGACAGCUUGCUGACCCUGCCAGCCAUCGUCAGCAUCGCGGCCGGCGGCAGCCUCCUCCUCGUCAUUGUCAUCAUCGUCCUCAUCGCCUACAAGCGCAAGUCUCGCGAGAACGACCUCACGCUCAAGCGGCUCCAGAUGCAGAUGGACAACCUGGAGUCCCGUGUGGCCCUGGAGUGUAAGGAAGCUUUUGCUGAGCUCCAGACAGACAUCAAUGAGCUGACCAGCGACCUGGACCGCUCGGGAAUCCCCUACCUGGACUAUCGUACCUACGCUAUGCGAGUCCUGUUCCCGGGCAUCGAGGACCACCCCGUCCUGCGGGAGCUAGAGGUUCAGGGAAAUGGGCAGCAGCACGUGGAAAAGGCCCUGAAGCUCUUCGCACAGCUCAUCAACAACAAGGUGUUCCUGCUGACCUUCAUCCGCACCCUGGAGCUGCAGCGCGGCUUCUCCAUGCGAGACCGGGGCAACGUGGCCUCGCUCAUCAUGACCGGCCUGCAGGGCCGCCUGGAGUACGCCACUGACGUCCUCAAGCAGCUGCUCUCUGACCUCAUCGAUAAGAACCUGGAGAACAAGAACCACCCCAAGCUGCUUCUCCGGAGGACAGAGUCUGUGGCUGAGAAGAUGCUGACCAAUUGGUUCGCUUUUCUCCUGCACAAGUUCCUGAAGGAGUGCGCCGGGGAGCCGCUGUUCAUGCUGUACUGCGCCAUCAAGCAGCAGAUGGAGAAGGGCCCCAUCGACGCCAUCACAGGCGAGGCCCGCUACUCCCUAAGCGAGGACAAGCUCAUCCGGCAGCAGAUCGAGUACAAGACGCUGAUCCUGAACUGCGUCAACCCCGACAACGAGAACAGUCCGGAGAUCCCAGUGAAGGUGCUGAACUGUGACACCAUCACACAGGUCAAGGAGAAGAUCCUCGAUGCCGUGUACAAGAACGUGCCCUACUCCCAGCGGCCAAGGGCCGUGGACAUGGACCUGGAGUGGCGCCAAGGCCGGAUCGCCCGAGUGGUGCUGCAGGAUGAGGACAUCACCACCAAGAUCGAGGGUGACUGGAAGCGGCUCAACACGCUGAUGCAUUAUCAGGUGUCAGACAGGUCAGUGGUGGCUCUGGUCCCCAAACAGACCUCAUCUUACAACAUCCCUGCCUCUGCCAGCAUCUCCCGGACAUCCAUCAGCAGAUAUGACUCCUCCUUCAGGUACACAGGCAGUCCCGACAGCCUGCGGUCCCGGGCGCCUAUGAUCACCCCAGACCUAGAGAGCGGGGUCAAGGUGUGGCAUCUGGUGAAGAACCAUGACCACGGUGACCAGAAGGAGGGAGAUCGGGGCAGCAAGAUGGUGUCCGAGAUCUACCUGACCCGGCUCCUGGCCACCAAGGGCACCCUCCAGAAGUUCGUGGAUGACUUGUUCGAGACCUUGUUCAGCACUGUGCACCGGGGCAGUGCCCUCCCCCUGGCCAUCAAGUACAUGUUUGAUUUCCUGGAUGAGCAGGCAGACAGACACAGCAUCCAUGACACAGAUGUGCGGCACACCUGGAAGAGCAACUGCCUCCCUCUGCGCUUCUGGGUGAACGUGAUCAAGAACCCCCAGUUUGUGUUUGACAUCCACAAAGGCAGCAUCACGGACGCCUGCCUGUCUGUGGUGGCCCAGACCUUCAUGGACUCUUGCUCAACGUCAGAGCACCGGCUGGGCAAGGACUCCCCCUCCAACAAGCUACUCUAUGCCAAGGACAUCCCCAGCUACAAGAGCUGGGUAGAGAGAUACUACGCAGACAUCGCCAAGCUCCCUGCCAUCAGUGACCAGGACAUGAACGCCUACCUUGCCGAGCAGUCCCGCCUGCACGCUGUGGAGUUCAACAUGCUGAGUGCCCUCAAUGAGAUCUACUCCUAUGUUAGCAAGUAUAGCGAGGAGCUCAUCGGGGCGCUGGAGCAGGACGAGCAGGCGCGACGGCAGCGGCUGGCUUAUAAGGUAGAGCAGCUCAUUAACGCCAUGUCCAUCGAGAGCUGAGAGGAGGAGCCUCGCGUGCCUGAGAAGAGGGACCUGUCAACGCUGUCACACUGGGAGUCUCAGAAGGAAGGACAUGUGAAGGGGAUCAGGCCCCAGAGCUUGAUGUCUCCUGAGACCCCAUCCUGGGAGAGGGGAGGGCUCCUCUCCCUAUGCCAGCCAAGUUUCAUCACAGCCAGCUCCUGCCCGGAAAGACAGUGGGCACCAUCCAGCUACGGCGAGAAGCCCCCAAGAGAAAGCGGGGCAAGGAGAAGAUGGUCUUCAAGCUGAGAGGUGCAAGCGCCGGGGGCCACUUCUGCCUCUGUGACUGCUGCUUUGCAUGAAAACUCAUUUGAUGUAUAUUGGGGAAAUAAUGAGAACUUUAUUUAAUUUUUUUUAAGAAAAAGAAAAAAAAAAAAAAAUAAAACAAAAAGCCGCCGUGUUAAUCCCAUCCAACUUUUGUUUAAUUCUGA